Messenger RNA from Aspergillus tubingensis, 1044 nucleotides. RefSeq names its product D-mandelate dehydrogenase-like dehydrogenase. Gene Ontology annotation, cellular component: cytosol. The record is from RefSeq and is a predicted model, not a curated record. Bases 1 to 1044 code for a protein of 347 amino acids. The transcript is spliced from 2 exons. Gene Ontology annotation, molecular function: NAD binding; hydroxypyruvate reductase [NAD(P)H] activity; glyoxylate reductase (NADPH) activity. NCBI's taxonomy places the organism in Eukaryota, Fungi, Ascomycota, Eurotiomycetes, Eurotiales, Aspergillaceae.
AUGCCCAAACCCAGAGUCCUCCACAUCGGCGACCCCAUCAAAUACAACCACGACAUCUACGCCCGCUUCGCCUCACAAUUCGAAAUCAUCCGCCCCAGCACCGAAGAACGCGCCCGCGAUGCCUUCAAACAAGCCCUAAAAGAGCGCCGCUGGGGCGACUUCGACGCCAUCUUCCGCCCCUUCUGGAACACCGGCGGCGAAAUGGGCCGCUGGGACGAGGAACUGAUCUCGUUGCUGCCCUCAUCGGUGAAGAUCGUUGCUUCCGCGGGUGCAGGCUACGAUUGGGUGGAUGUAGAUGUUUUUGCUAGAUAUGGAAUCCUCUACUGCAACGGCGCCGCGGCAUCCUCCGAAUCCGUCGCGGACAUGGCCCUCCUCCUCAUCCUGAGCGUAUUCCGCAACCUCCGGUGGUCCCAUUCCGCAGCCCACAGCAUCAACUCGACCCAAUUCCUCGACGCGCACACAAACUCGCCCCUAACGGCACGGAACCCCAGCACGCAGAUCCUGGGGAUCAUCGGGCUCGGACAAAUCGGGUAUACAAUUGCAAGGAAAGUGCACGCCGCGUUUGGGAUGAAGAUUCUCUACCAUGAUAUUAUCCGGAAGGAGCAGCGGGUUGAGAAAGAAGUCGGGGCGGAGUACGUGAGCAGUCUAGAGGAGAUGCUUGGAAGGGUGGAUUGUGUGGUUGUGGCGACGCCGUUUGCGGGGAGGGUGUUGAUGGAUCGGGAGAUGUUUGGGAAGAUGAAGCGGGGGAGUCGGUUUGUUAAUGUGGCUAGGGGGGGACUUGUGGAUGAGGAGGCGUUGGUGGAGGCUGUUGAGAGUGGGAGGUUGAGUGGUGUGGGCAUGGAUGUUCAUGCGAAUGAACCGUUUGUGCAUCCUAGGUUGGCGGGCAAUUCGAGGGUUAUGAUGAUGAGUCAUAAUGCCGGGGGGACGGUGGAUACGCAUGUUGGGUUUGAGAGGUUGGCGAUGGAGAAUAUUGAGGGGUUUUUGGUUAGGGGGAGGGCGUUGACCCCUGUUAAUGCGCAUUUGAUUAGGGGGAGUAAGUUGUGA